AUGCGACGCAGGCGACCACGCAGGAAGGCUGCUGGCGUCGUGGGGGAGUCAUCCGGCAAGCGCAGCCGACAGCACAGCAUCACCAGCUCACCGCUGGGCUCGCAAGCGGCGCAAAGCGAAGGGCCGCCGCCAUGUCGCAAGGGGAGCGGGCGACGAAAUGAGUGGCCAACCAGCAGCGACGCCGCCGUGAGCAGCGUGAGAGCAAGGAAUCACAGCCUCGCCUUUGACGCUGCGGUGGCAAAGGUCGCGUCGGAGGCAGCUCUCGGCGUGGCGGAGGUUGAGGAUUUCCGUGACUGGCUGCUCGACCCACAGCAACCUGGACAGCCGAUCGACGGUGAACGCAUCACCGAGUGGCGCGCCUCCGAAGCGUACGAGCGCGCCCGGCUCGAGUGCAUGGACGGUUGCAUGUGCGAGGGUGCGUUCACGUGCACCUACGAUGGCGUAGGCAUCGCCCCAGACGUGCCUGGAGUCACCUGUGACUACUUCGACGAGGCGCUUUUGGAGCCGCGCGCCAACGACGGGCAGCCGUCAGGUGGGGAUCGGGUGCCGGAGGGCUGGGAUGGCGUUGAGGCCGAUCGGCAUGAGGAGCGGGCUAAACUCGAGCGUGAGCGGAUUGAGCGAGAGAAGCAAGACGACCUCGCACACGCUUCAGAGAAAAUUUGGGUUAUUUUGAGACUGGCCGAUGCAUACCUGCGCGACCCGGGUUCAGAGGCGUCACAGGCAUGGCUCGAGGCGCAGCUUGCUCCAGGCGGUGGAGGUCCGACACCUCCUGGCUCGCCCGCCUACGGGGAUGACUGUUACUUCUCCUACCCGGACUCGCCAGUGAGGCGGCCACGCGAGGAGGCGCCUGACGACAGCGACGCAUAUGAGCUCGACCAGGAGCUGCAGGGGCGCAUCUCCUUAUUUUACGGCCGGCCUUGGGACGAGGUGCCGAGAGGCGCGACGGUGCCAGUGACUUGCGAGUGGACCAUCGCAUCAUUCAGCCGACAGCAGCAAAUGCAACGCCCGCUCUCGCCCGCACCGGUAGCCACGGACUUUGACAUUGAGGACGAGUUCCUGCAGGAGCGUGCGCGGACCGCCUCUUUAGCCUUCACCGCGACCGCGCGAACCGUCGGGCACACCGCGUGCCUCGCAACGCCGGGCGUCGGGCGCCGGAUCAAGCACCGACUCCCUGUGAACAAAGCACGCAGCCUCGCAGCAGCCGUUCUCGUGUUUGCGGUAAUCACCUUUCUUAACUUUGGCGUCGCCACCUACUGGUGGCCCGGGCUCAGCGGCCUCUUGGCCAUAGCCGGCGCCUCGAUAAUCCUGUGUUGCUCUGGCACACCAGACGCGCCAUCGCAUGGAGCACACGUUGGCGCCGCCUGGCUUUGCGCCUUUGCUUCCGCCAUGCAGCUCACUGCCGUGGUCAUCUACGUCUGGCUCUGGGCCGUGGUAUCCAGUGACAGUGUCGACUGCGACGAAUACGCCUCGGGCAACCACGACAGCAGCAGCGAGGAUUGCGAGCACCUGACUGGAUUGUUCGCGUGGCUCAUCUGGCCAAUCAUCCUCUUUGACUCCGUGGCCUGUGUCCUCUUUGGCCUGCUGACGGUCUUUUCGCUGCAGGCAGCUCGUGCCAUCGCCUCCGCGCCCCUGUCGCCUUUCCAACCCACCGCGAUGAGGGUAGUAGCGCCCGCGGCCGUCGCUGUGUACGCGGUCCCGCAACCCGAGCCGCAGCCUGUCCCCAAGAGCGUGGCGGUUUGA
Messenger RNA from Emiliania huxleyi CCMP1516, 1740 nucleotides. RefSeq lists its product as hypothetical. The transcript has 4 exons. The coding region runs from base 1 to 1740 and encodes 579 amino acids. The record is from RefSeq and is a predicted model, not a curated record. NCBI's taxonomy places the organism in Eukaryota, Haptophyta, Isochrysidales, Noelaerhabdaceae.